AGGGAAUCCCGAAACAUAACCUGGAGAUUGAUUACUUCUCACGCCGGGAUUGAUCGAUUCAUUCGUGACUUGUGCAUUUCUGGCGCGCUAAAGAUACCUUUACAGAUUAUUUGCAGCAUUAUGAUCAGUACGGUGGAUUUCAGCGCGCUGGAUCUUCUGUGUGCGCGGACAGAAUACGGCAAAGAAAUGGAGCGCAGUGCUGACGUGGAGGGGCUUCUCAAGCCUAAAGUUGAGCUUCCAGACCCCGCCUUUCUCCCGGACCUGUGUGAGAACUCCACCGACGGGCUUCCCCCGUCCCCGUUGGCGUACACCGGGUCCUUCCACGCUGAAUCGGGUUCGUGCAGCUCAGAUGCGCUCCUCAACAUGAUCACAGAGAUAGUCGGAAUCUGCACAAACCCUAUAUUCGACAGCCGCCGGGAUGACUCGUCUGAGACCGGGGCAAGUGGAAGCUCACGUGGUGGUGCUCUUUUUCGUCAGGGAUCGGUGGGCUCCACGGGCAGCUCCACACCCUCUCUAGGGUCGCCGGAUCCGUUCUAUAACGACUCCGCAGACGACUUUAUGGAUGUCGCGACCCUGCAGCACGACUGGUCUGUGAAUGUGAAGCAGGAGCCGGAUGAUGACUGCAGCGGGUGCGACUUGUUUAGAAAGUGCGGAAUCGCUGGGAGUGGGACGUCGGGACACGACACAGAUCUGGAUGACAUCAUCGACCUCCUGUCUCCGUUGUGUCCAGAGACAGAAUCCACGUGGAUAAAGCAAGAACCAGUUGGCGUGGACCAGCAAUGCGCUCUGAACUCAUCUCCAAACUUCAGCACCCAGACGCUCUUGAGCAAUGAUUCAGGAGCCCGUUCAGUGUGCCAGCACGGAUCUGUCUUGGACCUGGAAUGCUCCUCCAUUCUGGAAAAUCUGCUCUUUUCGAGUCCCGCGACAGCCAGAAACCGACCUCAGGCAAGCAAAUCGUCCACAAAGAAGGGCGUCCCGAGGGAAAAGCCGUUCUCCUGUCCUGUGGAGAACUGCGACCGCAGGUUCUCGAGGUCAGACGAGCUGAACCGACACGUGCGCAUCCACACUGGGCACAAGCCGUUCCAGUGCCGGGUGUGCCUGCGCUGCUUUAGCCGAAGCGACCACCUGACCACGCACAUGCGCACGCACACCGGAGAGAAGCCGUUCUCGUGCGAGGUGUGCGGCCGUCGCUUCGCCCGCAGCGAUGAAAGAAAGCGGCACUGGCGCGUGCACAUCAAGCAGCGCGAGCGCAUGCAACAAAAAGCGGAGAUGCUGGCCGCGCGCGCGUUUGCUAUACCGGGUCUCGUGUGAGCACGCGCUCCGUGUCUUGCUUUAAGUUUAAGGUUAAAGUAAAGCACAGUUCACGUGCGUGAUCCAUGAGGUUCCGACCGGUGAUCUGAUCUGUGUCAGUGGCCCAAAACUGGAGUGACACAACUGAAUGUCAGAUAGAGGGACUGAUUGUGAGUCUUGGACUGUAAGCGAGGUCAUAAACGAGAAGGAUUCUGCACUGGGCUCUUACUCCAGAGCCGCGUUAUUAAAAUGACUUGCAUGUUUUAUUCAUGUAUAAAAUGUCUUAAGCUGCUAGACCACGUUGGCAUGCACAUGUGAUUUAUAUCUGUUGAUCAAACUUUCUAUGGUCUCAGUGUUGUAUUUUGAUACUUUGAUGUAUAAACUAAACGAAAAAAGCCUAUAUUUGUAUAUUUCAUAAUAUUGAUUGUAUUUUUAUACUGUUCAUUGCAGAGCAAACUAUGAAAGAAGUGUAUCUUCUUAGAGAUUUAUCAGAUUUUUGUAUAUUCAAAGUUUGACAAUGGAAGGCGUGCUUGACUGGUUCGUGCGAACCAAAUGCAGAUGAAAAAAACAUCAACAUAGUAGUUGAGUUGCAGUAGCACACUGUUGUGCAUAUAUAUAUAUAUAUUUUCGGCUAUUCUGUGGGAAUAGUCAGCGUUGUCAAUGUCUGUUUGCCUUUAAAAUUUUAUCAGAAUGUUACUGUGCAAUCGUAUGUUGUUUGAAGUCUAAUUGAUAUUUAACAGAAUGUAUGAAUGAAAAUAAAAUGAACUAUUUAUUGAUUA
Molecule: messenger RNA, 2069 nt
Organism: Trichomycterus rosablanca
Lineage: Eukaryota; Metazoa; Chordata; Actinopteri; Siluriformes; Trichomycteridae
Gene: egr4
Product: early growth response 4
Exons: 2
Coding region: 121-1311 (396 amino acids)
Biological process (GO): regulation of transcription by RNA polymerase II
Molecular function (GO): RNA polymerase II cis-regulatory region sequence-specific DNA binding; DNA-binding transcription factor activity, RNA polymerase II-specific
Source: RefSeq, a predicted model, not a curated record